Xiphias gladius (swordfish) is the source of this 796-nucleotide messenger RNA. RefSeq lists its product as uncharacterized. NCBI's taxonomy places the organism in Eukaryota, Metazoa, Chordata, Actinopteri, Istiophoriformes, Xiphiidae. The coding region runs from base 118 to 660 and encodes 180 amino acids. The record is from RefSeq and is a predicted model, not a curated record. The transcript is spliced from 2 exons.
CACAGGGCCAAGCCACUCUUUCAUCUGCAGCAGAAAGCAUAGACUUCACCUAUUUCAAGCACGCUGAAGAGGGCUGUUACAAAUUUGCUCCUGACAUUACCAACAGAUAACCUCGACAUGGCACACGGCAAAGAGAGGCAAUUCUUGUUUCAUUUCACGUUGCUGUUCUCAUUCAUUCUGACCUCAUCUCUGAAAACCCUCGACUCAGACCAAGAGCUGCAGGACAGUGGGUUUGGUCAACCACCGCCUCGCCACGGCCUCAAGUUGCUGGUGUGGUAUGUUCAGAACUGCCUGGACAACAACAUGGUGGCUCUGUGUGAUCCCACACAAGGAGAGUAUGGAUUUCAUGUGUUUCUGAACCGAGGGCCCAGGCGUCUGCUUCCAGUGAUAAAGGACAAAAAGCAAUACAGAUACUAUACCAUCGGAAACCUCCACGCUCCUCAUGCCGAGGACCUGCCAUAUGAAGUUAGGAAGUACUACAACCGCAGUGACCCUGAAAGUAACAAGGACAGAGUUUUGGUGAGAUACAACAACAACAAUAAACACAUUGAAACGAUCUAUGCGUCUGCACAUUAUAAGGCAAAAGAGACAUACAUAAUUGGCCCCAACCUUGUUGCCUCUCUUCGACAGCCAACAGCCGUCGCUAGUAUCGAAAUGUGAUGUACUUCUGUUGCAAGAUCUCUCUGUGAAAACUUCAAGAGCUCUGUGACUUUUCAAGAAAUCCCGAUGGAAUUUCAAUUUUUUUUUCUUUUAAAAAGUUUAGAUAUAUUUGGUUGCUGCUUUUCUUUGUAGUCAA